CCUAAGUUUCCUAACUUCACCUUAUUCAUAAGCUUUCUCUUCACUAAUUUCACUUUUGUUGGAUUAAAAAAAGUGUUUUGCCCUAACCAUAGUAAACAUAUGGCUAUGGGUGCUUUCCAAAAAAUUUUCCUCUUCCUCCUUAUUAUCUCUUGUUACAUCCUCAUAAUCGUCAGCGAACAAGAGGAGACCGGUUUCGUGAGCUCAAUAAACCCUAAAUUUUUUAAAAAGAAAGAAACUUUUAGUCACUUUAGAUUCUAUUGGCAAGACAUCGUUGGAGGAAACAACGCUACGUCCAUUCCAAUUAUUCCAUCUAUCCCUAAAUUCGACAACUCUUUUAGUGCUUUUGGUUUAGUGAGGAUUAUUGACAACGCUUUAACGUUAGGACCAAAAUUGAACUCGAAGUUAUUAGGUAGGGCACAAGGAUUUUAUGCAGCUACCUCACAAACCGAGCUCGUUUUUCUUAUGGUUAUGAACUUUGCUUUGUUUGAAGGAAAAUAUAACGGGAGUGUCAUCACUAUCUCAGGAAGGGACGUUGCGUAUGAUAAAAUCAGAGAAAUGUCUGUGAUUGGCGGGAGCGGUGUUUUUCGAUUUGCUAAAGGAUAUGUUGAAGCUAACACAAUCUCUUUUGAUCCUAUAACAGGGGAUACUAUUGUUGAAUACAAUGUCUUUGUUUCUCAUUAGGAUUGAUGUUUUUUGUUUUGUUGUUAAUAACUAGUGAUGACGUUCAUCUUUGCGU
This is a messenger RNA of Lathyrus oleraceus (garden pea), 736 nucleotides long. RefSeq names its product dirigent protein 22-like. The record is from RefSeq and is a predicted model, not a curated record. The transcript has a single exon. Lineage: Eukaryota; Viridiplantae; Streptophyta; Magnoliopsida; Fabales; Fabaceae. The coding region runs from base 100 to 681 and encodes 193 amino acids.